Cicer arietinum (chickpea) is the source of this 2636-nucleotide messenger RNA. RefSeq names its product calmodulin-binding receptor-like cytoplasmic kinase 3. Gene Ontology annotation, molecular function: protein kinase activity; ATP binding. The record is from RefSeq and is a predicted model, not a curated record. NCBI's taxonomy places the organism in Eukaryota, Viridiplantae, Streptophyta, Magnoliopsida, Fabales, Fabaceae. Gene Ontology annotation, biological process: protein phosphorylation.
CAUAGAGACGGCAAUUGAGUAUUACGUCAGAGUCCAUAGUUGAUUGUUCAUGUUCUUCUUUUUCUUCUCUCUCUAUGCAAGUGUGCAAGACUAUGGUUGAUAUUAAUGUAUGAGGCUAUGAGCUAUGUUGAUUCUUAUCUGCAACUUAACAUAGGACAAUUCAAUUCCCAAAGACUCAAUAUUUCCUAUCUUUUCCUUUCCUCAUAGCCGCCUCUUCUGUAUCUGCUUCUUUUCCCCACCCCAGAUCCCAACAUACCAACUUUCCCUUUUUACCCUCUAAAUUUCACCAUCAUUUUAGUUCCACUCUCUUCAAUUUCCUACCAAGCUGCCACCUUCUCACUUUUUGUCUGAUUUUGUGUUCCAUGUUUUGGAGAAAUUCAACUUCAUUUAAGAAUUGCCUUUUUCUUUUACAUUCAUCUUUUGUUCUCACUCUUGGAAAUUGAACUUUCCUUUUUCAUCAGUUCAUUAUAGUUUCCUCAUCUAUUCAUGGUUGCUUAAUUUGGUAAUCUGGGCCCAGUUUUUUUAUUUAUUGCUUUUUGUACAAGUUUAAUUUUGGAACUGUUGUAGUUGGAAUUAUUAGUCAUUUGGGGUGUUAAGUUUGAGGUAAUCAAGAUUUGUAUUUUAGGAUUAACAUAUGCUAGUUGUAAACUGUAAUUGGAAAUGAUUUCCGUAUGUAUUAAGACACAAAACUGUAAUUGGAGUGCACUGUUUAGUUAAGAAUGGUUGUUGUUACUGCUCUAUUCUUUGUACUAUUGUUGCAAUUGUCAACAAUUUUUGGGUCUGAAAUUGUCUUACAGACAAAGGAUUGUGGCAAUAAUUGGGUAGCAAGUUCAUAUUCUAAUAAUCAUGGUGAGGAACUGUUUUACAUAAAUGGGAAUGUGGUAAACAAAGUUGAUUUCUGUAAAGCUAUCCAAUUGUAUAUUGCAAAGGGUUGUGAUUUGAAGGACUACUUUGGAAGCAACAACUGUGUAUUGGAUUUGGAUGUCUCUUUUGUGGAUUUUCCUUCAAAGGGAGGAAGGAAACUCUUGCAGAAAGAUUUAAACAAGAAUUCCACAUCACAAGGAGUUUCUGAGACUGUGUCAAGCAACCAAGUUGGAAUUUUUGCAGGUGGUGCUUUGUUGGUAUGUUGUGCUGUUGUUUGUCCUUGUUUCUAUGGCAAGAGAAGGAAGGCAACUGCUCAUACUGUUCUGACCAAGGACCCAAAUUCAAUAGAUUUAGCUACCUCCUUUGAACCAUCUGUUUCUGAUAAGAUCCCGGCUAGUCCACUUCGAGUGCCGGCUAGUCCACUUCGGGUGCCGGCUAGUCCAUCAAGAUUCUCAAUGUCUCCAAAACUCAGCAGCCUUCAGCCAUUACAUCUCAACCUGAGCCAGGUUUCUAAAGCUACACGUAACUUUUCAGAAGCAUUACAAAUAGGAGAAGGAGGUUUUGGAACUGUCUACAGGGCUAAUUUAGACAAUGGCUUGGUCGUGGCUGUAAAACGCGCAAAAAGGGAACAUUUUGAGAGUUUGAGAACAGAAUUCAGCAGUGAAGUUGAACUUCUGGCCAAAAUCGAUCAUCGAAACCUGGUGAAGCUACUUGGUUAUAUUGACAAAGGAAAUGAACGUAUCCUUAUUACAGAGUAUGUGCCAAACGGUACUCUUCGAGAACAUUUGGAUGGUUUGCGUGGAAAAAUUGUCGAUUUCAAUCAGCGCCUGGAAAUUGCAAUUGAUGUUGCUCAUGGAUUGACCUAUCUGCAUCUGUAUGCAGAAAAGCAAAUUAUCCAUCGAGAUGUGAAAUCAUCCAACAUUCUUCUGACUGAAAGCAUGCGAGCUAAAGUUGCUGAUUUUGGAUUUGCAAAGCUUGGCCAUGCAAACACUGACCAGACACACAUUUCUACCAAAGUGAAGGGAACAGUUGGUUAUUUGGACCCUGAGUAUAUGAAAACAAACCAUCUCACACCCAAAAGUGAUGUUUACUCAUUUGGCAUUUUGCUUUUAGAAAUUCUGUCAGGCCGUCGUCCUGUGGAGUUGAAAAAAAGUGCUGAAGAGCGGGUUACUUUAAGAUGGGCUUUCAGGAGAUAUAACGAAGGAAGUGUGGUGGAACUGCUUGAUCCUUUAAUGCAAGAAGCUGUGAAUACAGAGGUUGUUGUCAAGAUGUUUGACUUGGCAUUUAACUGUGCAGCACCGGUAAGAUCCGAUCGACCUGACAUGAAAACAGUGGGGGAGCAAUUGUGGGCAAUAAGAGCAGAUUACCUCAAGAGCACUGCAAGGAGGGAAUGAUUGAUGAAAUUUGACCAUUAUGAUAUUUUGAAAUUGGUGCUUUUUUUGUUUUUGUUUUUGGAAAAAAUGAUUUUUCUUUAUUUAUUUCUUUAAUUUAUCAUGCCUAAGAGUGUUUCAGGCAUUGUGACAUGUCAAUUUUCAUUUGGGGUCUUAAUCUUGAUGGAUUUCUUAAUUCAACCGAAAACUGCAAAAGUCAUUCUGAAGUUUAGAUUUUGCAAGAUUACUUAGGAAGUAGCAACACUUUGACUCCAUUCCACUAGUGUUUUGUAUUUGCCCCUUCUUUUUAAGAGUAUUUGUGUUUGCCCCUAAAAAAUACAUCGGGGAACUUAUUGUCAAUGGAAUAUUUUCUUUGUAAAGUUGAUUGUUGAUUUUGGCUCA